Messenger RNA from Laetiporus sulphureus 93-53, 837 nucleotides. Its product is annotated as N-terminal nucleophile aminohydrolase. The transcript has 9 exons. NCBI's taxonomy places the organism in Eukaryota, Fungi, Basidiomycota, Agaricomycetes, Polyporales, Laetiporaceae. Bases 1 to 837 code for a protein of 278 amino acids. Gene Ontology annotation, biological process: ubiquitin-dependent protein catabolic process. Gene Ontology annotation, cellular component: nucleus; proteasome core complex, alpha-subunit complex; proteasome core complex. The record is from RefSeq and is a predicted model, not a curated record.
AUGUCCAGGUCCUACGAUCGCGCCCUCACCGUCUUCUCUCCGGAUGGCCACUUGUUCCAGGUUGAGUAUGCACUAGAAGCUGUAAAGAAGGGAACAUGUGCCGUCGGAGUUCGUGGAAAAGACGUUGUUGUACUGGGCGUCGAGAAGAAGUCGGUACUUCAGCUGCAAGACCCACGUACCGUGCGCAAAGUCGUUAUGCUUGAUGAUCACAUAUGUCUCGCGUUUGCUGGCCUCAAUGCGGAUGGACGCGUCCUGAUUGACAAGGCACGGAUAGAAUGCCAGAGUCAUCGCUUGACAGUCGAAGAUCCAGUCACCGUGGAGUACAUCACAAGACAUAUUGCUGGUAUACAGCAGAAAUAUACACAAUCUGGUGGUGUGCGGCCAUUUGGUAUCUCAACUCUGAUCGUCGGCUUCGAUCCCCAUGACACCAGGCCACGGCUCUACCAGACCGAACCGGGAGGGAUCUACAGCGCAUGGAAGGCGAAUGCGAUUGGCAGGUCUUCGAAGACGGUCCGGGAAUUCUUGGAAAAGAACCACAGGGACGACAUGACCAGAGAUGAGACCAUCAAGCUCACGAUCAAAAGUUUGCUUGAGGUUGUUCAGACAGGAGCAAAGAACAUUGAGAUCAAUGUCAUGGAGGGCUACAGCAAGGUUACUAGCCUGGAUCUCGCGCAAAUCGAGGAGAUUGUUGCAGAUAUCGAGCGAGAGAAAGAAGCCGGUAUGUUGACUCAUAUAACAGAGGCGGAGAGAAAGCGAUCAAGGUUGGCUGCGACAGCGGCCGGCCAGGCUGCUAUGUCGCAGGCAGUUCCUGGAUUGGACCAGUCUUCAGGACUCUAG